Molecule: messenger RNA, 1173 nt
Organism: Insectozyma verbasci
Lineage: Eukaryota; Fungi; Ascomycota; Pichiomycetes; Serinales; Debaryomycetaceae
Source: the annotation of a GenBank genome assembly
AUGGAUAAUACUACAAACAAUGAACAACAAGAUAUAAUAGAUAUAAUAUUCAAGGAUUAUAAUAUACUGGAUCAUCAAGUAGAUACCAAUGUUUAUCCAGAAUCAAUACUUCACCAAACUGCAAAAGGUAAUAAAUUAUAUACUCAAUUUCAAUCUUAUAAUAGACAAUUUAUAAAUGAUGAUUCUUCAAGUAAUAUAGUACGAUGGAAGAAUUCAAUAAUAGAACAAGCUUCAAAUAUUAUAUUAAACAACUGGUUGAACCAAAAUAAUGAUGAUAAAUCAAUAUCAACAAUUUCACUAAAUAAUGCAUUAUUUACUUGGUCUUCAACUGAUGAAUACAUAGCAAGAAGGAAAAAACAAUUACAAAAAUUAAAAGGUAUAAAGGAAGAAAUUGAGGAACAUCAUGAAGAAGUAGAUAAAUCUAAAAAUGAAUUAAUCGAAAAAUUAAAUUUAAAAUUUUCAAAAGAACCAAUAAAUCAUAGAUUAAACAGAGCUAUAGAGCUGGAAAGUAAUAAAUUUAUAUCGGAUAGGAUUAAAGUGAUACGACAAUACCAUACUCAAAAAAUGUUGGAAGAAAUUGAAGAGAGAAAGAAGAAUGAUUAUGAAACGUAUUUGAAAAAAUUAAAAUUAAGAGAAGAGGAAUUGGAAAAACAAGAUGCCAAUUUGAAAACUAAUAGUGGUAACUUUUUUGGCAAUUUAUUUGGGUUUAAUACAGCUAAAGAAGAGGAAUCGAGGAACUCAUUUGAAAGUGAAACUACAUUAGAUUCAUCUACUCAUAAUAAAAGGAAAACUGGGUUUCCAUUAUUUGGUGCUACUUUAUUUAGUUCAAAGAAACCACAAAUUGAUAAACCAGAAACAUUAUUUGAAACAGAUCACCAUCAAUCAGAACAGUCAUUUAAUUUAGAUAUUGAUCAGUUAGAACAGUUAGAAAAGCAUGAGGAUGAUGAUGAAGAGGAUGAAAAGGAUGAUGAUUUUACAGAUUUCACAUCAACAAAACCAGAAAAUGAGUCACCAAAGAAAGAAGAAGUAAAAUUAAAUCGAAAUUUUUUCUCAAUUGAUAAAGCCAAACCUAAUAAUGAGUUGAUUGAUCUAUUUGAUAAUGAUGAACCUGUUUUUAAAGAUAACAAUAAUAAUAACAACACUAAUGAUGAUGUAAAUUUAUUAGAUUUAUAG